UUCAAGGCUAAUUUAUCUAAUAAACUUGCUAGUUAGUGAUUGAUCACUUCAGAGAGGGCGGGCUCCGAAUGCGAUGUUCUUCUAUCGACAGUCUCAUAACCUAAAGAUUCUACCAAAACAUAUCUCAUUAUACUGUCCUCCUACUCCCACUUAUAAAAUCGGGAGAGCAAAGUUGAUAUCCAAUAUCGCAAACAUCGGUGGACGUCAUAGCCUUGUACUGCGAGAUCAAACCAGGGGCUUUAAAGCUCAUUACAUGUUCAAACAACAGGAAAGGAGCUUUAGCACUUCUGGAGUCAUGGCGGCACCACCCGCAGCUUCUCUUACUGAUGCGGUGGUUGCGGCGAUGAAAACACUCUUCCCGGAAGAGCUAGCAGACAGUGCAUGGGACAACACGGGGUUACUGCUUGGACAAGCGCCAUUGCCGCCGUCACAGAAAACCGAAAAGGAGGUUGGUAGCACAGUCCUGCUAACGAAUGACUUGACGUCGGCUGUUGUCGAUGAGGCUCUACAAGAGCGCGCUAAGAUGAUCGUUUGUUACCACCCGGUCAUCUUCAGACCCCUGAAAUCCCUUACCACCAAGGACCCCAUGCAGACCCUCCUCUUACGCCUAGCCGCCGAAAGGAUCUCGGUCUAUUGUCCCCACACGGCCAUGGAUGCAGCCAGUGGAGGGUUGAACGACUGGUUGUGUGACAUCCUUCUAGACGGCGAACACCAGGUAAAGCGUACAGUGGUCCAACCUAUUUCCCGACCUCUACCGGAAGGGCACGAAUAUACCGGGUACGGAAGAACGGUCGAACUAGGCCGACCCGUGACCUUGCAAACUCUCCUAAAACGGCUCUCUGCCGGCAUAGGCGACCAGCGUUACAUGAUGAUAGCCCUACCGCCAACCUUGAAGGGCCUUACCAACACGCAGGAAAUCUCCAAGGUGGCCGUCUGCGCGGGCUCGGGUGCAGAUGUACUCAAAAAUACCGAUGCCCAAGUACUAGUAACAGGCGAGAUGGCUCACCAUUACGCGCUUAGACAUACGCAACUCGGCCAGAUUGUGGUGACCGUAUUCCACAGCAACUCGGAGCGCAAGUACCUGGAGACGCGACUUAAACCCAUGCUCGAAGUCGAAUUGGAGACCACGGCGUUUGGCGAUACGCGUGUCAUCGUCAGUAAGGCGGACCGUGACCCGUACGAGGUGAUUGACGUUAGAGAUUUAGCUUGAGCUUCGGAACUGGGACGUGCCGACUUCGUCGAAGUUGAAAUAGACGCGGCAAUCAUGUACCAUUUGUCGAAAUUUGCCCAAUUUGAUGAAAUAAGCCGUGGGAUGGCGAUGGAGGCCAUC
Messenger RNA from Annulohypoxylon truncatum, 1330 nucleotides. RefSeq names its product NGG1p interacting factor 3. The record is from RefSeq and is a predicted model, not a curated record. The transcript is spliced from 4 exons. NCBI's taxonomy places the organism in Eukaryota, Fungi, Ascomycota, Sordariomycetes, Xylariales, Hypoxylaceae. Gene Ontology annotation, cellular component: mitochondrion; cytoplasm. Bases 74 to 1210 code for a protein of 378 amino acids.